Messenger RNA from Vitis riparia (riverbank grape), 1069 nucleotides. Its product is annotated as telomere repeat-binding factor 5-like. The record is from RefSeq and is a predicted model, not a curated record. Gene Ontology annotation, cellular component: nucleosome. The transcript is spliced from 4 exons. Bases 281 to 742 code for a protein of 153 amino acids. Lineage: Eukaryota; Viridiplantae; Streptophyta; Magnoliopsida; Vitales; Vitaceae. Gene Ontology annotation, molecular function: double-stranded telomeric DNA binding. Gene Ontology annotation, biological process: nucleosome assembly.
CUCUGUCACGCUCUAAGUUAAUGGCAGGAUCCCGUCCCCUCCCUCGCCCCCUAAGAAUAAGGAAAUUUAUAAUUUAACAGACUCAACAACUUAGAGAUUAAACAGCAAUAAUUACUAAAAAAUAGCUCACGUUGACCACUCUCUAGCCCACUACUGCUGCACAUGACAGACGACUAGUGCCGACCCUUCUACCGCAGCUCCUCCUCCUCCUGCGCUCCUUAAUCCUCAAGCUUCAGCUUCUGUGACGCCACAUGCCAGUACUGCAUCACCGGCAAUCAUCAUGGACGUUGAUGAUCCCGAUGGCUCCGUAAAUGAGAAAGCCUGGUACACUACCAUGAUUUUUGAAGCUCUAUCGACCAUGAACAAUUCGGCGGGAUGUAGUAUCAGUGAAAUCGCGAAUUCUAUCGAGAAAAGGCAUAUGGUGCCUGAGAAUUUCAGGGAGUCGUUGAACUCAAAAUUGACAGACCUUGUUUCGAUGGAGAAGCUUGACAUGGACCAAAACUGCUUCAAGAUAAAGAAGGUUUCGGGUCCAAGUCAGUCAGAGUCGCAUAAUCAGACAUUGGAAGAAGCUGCAGCGGAAGCGGCCAGGUUAAUUGCUGAAGCAGAACACAAGGAAAUUCUGGCAGCUGAGGCGGUUGAGGAGUUAGAGAGAGUCGAAAGGAUGGUAGAAGAAAGUGAGGCGAUUCUGAAGAUGACAGAGGACCUAAUGCGCAUUGCUGGAGCUGGCGAAGGAAAUCCAUAAACAAAGUAAGAUCCAAAGAAAAAAAAUUCUUAACUACUUGUUUUUUUUCUGGAAUAAUGACAUAUCUUAAAGCAUCCCUUCUCCUCCCUCUUGGUUUACUCCACUACAGGCUCUUCUUUAACUCUUAAGACCAAAUAAGAAUGUUGAUUGCUCUGAGAAUGGAUGAGUGGGUGUUUAGAGACGAGCAGUUCUGGCUACCAUGACAUGAACUAAGGGCCUUUUUGGUACAGAGAAGUAGAAGUAAUUGCUAUUACUGUUCAAUUGGGCCUUUUAGAUAUUUCGAAAGUAAGACACCCAUGUUUCAAAGUUCUAUACAAACACACACAU